Closterium sp. Yama58-4 is the source of this 3648-nucleotide messenger RNA. NCBI's taxonomy places the organism in Eukaryota, Viridiplantae, Streptophyta, Zygnematophyceae, Desmidiales, Closteriaceae. The record is from the annotation of a GenBank genome assembly.
AUGUCUAGUCAGCGUCUGGUCUUAGGUCUCCCGCGUGUCUUGCCGUCGCUGCCGCCGUCCCUUGCACCACCGUGCGGUCCUUGCGUCGAGGGUCGGCUGCGCGCCACCCCUCACUCCUCCUCCCUUCGUCCGGCCACCGAGCCGUUUGAGACGCUUCACCUGGACGUCUGGGGCCCCGCCUCUCGCCUUGGCCCUGAGCGUGAGCGUUUCUUUCUGGUGGUUGUUGACGACUACUCCCGCUACACCACGGUGUUCCCCCUGGCGAAGAAGUCUGAGGUGACUUCUACGCUGAUCAGGUGGUUGCUCAACACCGCAGACACUCGUGGUCGUCGUGUCAGCUGUCUUCACUCCGACCGCGGGGGUGAGUUUCGCUCCGGCAUUCUCGCUGGAUUCUGUCGCGAGCAGGGCAUUCGUCAGUCCUGGACGCUUCCAGAGUCCCCGCAGCAGAAUGGGGUUGCUGAGCGCCGCAUAGGCUUGGUCAUGGAGAUCGCCCGCACCUCCCUGACUCACGCCCGUGCCCCCCAUUUUCUGUGGCCUUACGCGGUUCGGUACGCCGCGCACCAGCUGAACCUCUGGCCACGCGUCUCUCGGCCAGAGGCUUCACCGACCAGUCUUUGGACCGGGUCCCCUGGUGUUGCGUCGAGGUUUCGUGUCUGGGGUUGCUUGGCUCUUGUCCGCGACACCUCUGCGGACAAGCUCUCGCCUCGCGCCGUCCCCUGUGUCUUCCUUGGAUUUCCUGAGGACUCCUCUGACUUUACCUUUUACCACCCUCCCUCUCACCGGUUCUUUGACUCCCGUGACGUCCGUUUCGAGGAGUCCACCCCGUACUUCGUCAGGCACCCCAGUCGAGGUCUCCCAGUUCCUCCUCCCCCCCUCUUCCUGACUGCCGCUCCCCCUCCUGCUCCCCCGGUACAGCCUCCCCCCCCUGGUCCAGCCCCGUCAGGUGCUAGCUCUCGAGAGGUUGGUGCCGAGCCUGUUCCUGUACCGGUUUCUGGUUCUGGGGGUGCUGGAGUUGGAGCUGAGCCGGUGGGUGCAGAGGACUCUUGUCUUCCGGGAGCUGGUGCUGGUCGCGCGGACACUGGAGGUGCUCCGUCUUGGGGUGAGGGUGCGCCUCCUUCAGGUUCUGGUGAGCCUGGGUCUGGAGCUGGUGUUGGUGCUGCCUCUGGGGGUGGUGUGCCUGGUCCUUCGGGGGUGGACUCUGGAGCUGCCGCUGCUCCGGACACUACUCCGCCCCCCCACCCCUACCCGACUAGGCACCAGGCUCGUGUUCGCCGUGCCCGUGAGGAGCAGCUGGCGUUGGAGAGAGAGGAGAGGGAGUUACAGCGGCUGGAGGAGCAGCAGCAGCAGCAGCUGGAGCCGCAGGAGCAGCAGCAGCAGCAGUCCCAGCAGCAGCCGCAGCCGCAGCAGCAGCAGCACCACCAGCAGCAGCAGCAGCAGCCACUUCCUCCUCCUGUCUCGGGCCUUCGGACCCUUGGUCUCCCCUCUCCUUCUCCUCCCUCCCCCGCCUCUCCUCCUGUCUCCGGUCCCACGUUUCCUCCUCCUGACUCCUCCCCCGCUGUUUUCCCCAGUUCUCCGCCUUUGUCCUCUCCUCCUCCGUCUCGUACUUGGGCUACUCGUCGCUCUCCUCGUGCUCAUCCCUCGUCCCCUGUUCCUUUCACUGACCUUCGUACUGUCUUGUUCCGUUCUAGUCCGUCUCGUUCGGCUCCUCCUGUGCUUCCUUCUCCUCCUGAGUCGGCCCUCACAGCUUCUCUCUCUACCCCUGUCACUGACUACUACCGCACGUACCGUCCUGUUCUCUCUCGUGUUCUCGCCUCUCUUGUUACCCACCCUCGUGCCUCUUUGUCCUCUGUCUCUGCUCUUACUGCCGCGGUCACUGAGUUUUCCUCUACUCGCCGCCUUGACUACGCCACCACUCUUGUGGCUGCUCCUCCUACCAGUCCUCUGGCCGUCGGGGGUGUGUCUGCCCUUGGCUGUGACGUCCUAGAGGACAGGCAGUUUGAGCUAGAGUUCCUGGCAGCCGCUUCCCCUCAUCUCUGUGCCAUGCUCCUCACCCCUGAGGGUGACCCCGACGCCCUUGACAUUCCCACUCCUCGCACUUACGCUGAGGCAGUGUCAGGGCCUUGGGCCUCUCAGUGGAGAGCUGCCAUGGACGCAGAGAUGGCCUCCUACAGAUCCACAGGCACCUACGUCGAUGAGGUUCCCCCCCCUGGGACGAACGUAGUCGAUGGCAUGUGGAUCUACAGGGUGAAGCGGCCGCCGGGAUCUCCUCCAGUCUUCAAGGCGCGCUACGUUGCUAGAGGUUUCAGUCAGCGCGAGGGAGUUGACUUCUUUCAGACCUUCGCGCCGACCCCGAAGAUGACCACUCUUCGGGUGUUACUGCACGUAGCAGCACAGAGAGACUACGAGUUACACUCUCUCGACUUCUCCACUGCUUUUCUUCAGGGCAGCCUACACGAGGAGGUCUGGCUGCGUCGUCCCUCUGCCUUCACUGGCACUUUCCCUCCUGGGACCCAAUGGAGGCUGAGGCGACCUGUCUACGGUCUUCGCCAGGCACCUCGUGAGUGGCACGACACUCUUCGCUCUACCCUCUCUGACCUUGGGUUCCAGCCGUCUUCUGCCGACCCGUCGCUGUUCGUUCGCCGUGGCUCCACACCGUUCUUCGUUCUGGUUUACGUCGACGACCUAGUUUUCGCCACUGCUGACAGGGUUGCUUUGGCAGACGUGAAGUCCGAACUGCAGAAGAGACACACGUGCACUGACCUUGGUGAGCUGCGCCAUUACCUUGGGCUGCAGAUCACCAGGGACAGAGCUGCUCGCACCAUUACACUCUCACAGUCACACAUGGUGCAGCAGGUCCUUCAGCGGUUCGAGCUUCAGCACUCCACAGUACAGCGCACACCUCUUGCUGUUGACCACAGACUCACUGGCCCCUUUCCUGACGAGCCGUUUGAGCCUAGUGGUCCCUACGCAGAGCUUGUGGGUUGCCUCAUGUACCUGAUGACGUGUACUCGCCCGGACCUCGCUUUCCCUCUCAGCAUCCUUGCGCGCUUUGUUGCGCCAAGGAGACACCGUCCUGUUCACUGGACAGCAGCUGUGAGGGUGGCGAAGUACCUAGCGACGACAUCAGGCGUGGGGCUAGUACUUGGAGGGCAGCAGUCUGUUGUACUUACUGGUCACUGUGACUCUUCUUACGCUGACGACGCUGAGACUCACAGGUCUACUCAGGGGUACUAUUUCAGCCUGGGUUCUGGAGCUGUUUCCUGGCGGUCCACGCGCUCCUCUUCGGUCUCGACCUCUACAGCUGAGGCUGAGAUCUACGCUGGUGCCAUGGCGGCACAGGAGCUGCGUUGGUUGACGUUCUUGCUCGCCGACCUGGGUGAGCGGCCGAGCUCUGCACCGACCUUGUUCACUGACAACAAGGCAUCCAUUCUCCUUUGUCGAGAGCCGCGACUGGAGAGCAGAGUGAAGCACAUUAACGUCAGGUACUUCCUUCUGCGAGAGUUGCAGAGGCGUGGACAGGCUCGCUUCGAGUUUGUGGAGUCUGAGGCCAACACUGCAGACAUCUUUACCAAGGCGCUUCCGCCUUGUGACCACCACAGGUGUUGUGUGCAGUUAGGCCUUGUUGACACUGGUUUUCGGCUUACUUAG